Molecule: messenger RNA, 2061 nt
Organism: Prorocentrum cordatum
Lineage: Eukaryota; Dinophyceae; Prorocentrales; Prorocentraceae
Source: the annotation of a GenBank genome assembly
GCGCACGAAGCGCGACCGCACGUGGCUGAAGCCAGUGGUCGAGGUGCUGGCGACCAACGGCAUCGAGAGUCCGGAGGACCUGGUCAAACUCGACGUCAGGGCCGCGACCUUCCAGCUCAACGGGCUGGUCGAGGGCAAGGUCGCUUUCCUCGAGCGCGCCGUCGCAAAGGCAACCCAGUCCGCCGAGCAGCAGGCAGCUGCCGAGGCCGCGGCGCCAGGCGGUUCACAGGAGCCGGUCAGCGCCCCCCUGCAGGCGCUCCAGGGCGGCCGCAAGCCAGCGGUCCACGUGGACAUCGCCGCAGGCCUGGGCGGCAUGACCUUGGCGGACUUGCCAGCGUCGUGCUGGCCGCCUCCGCAACUGACCGACUGGGUGCAGGGCCAGGUCAAGGCCGCGGAGAGCAAGGGCAUCACGAAGCCCUUCCUCUACAUGCCGAUCAAGAAAUUCCCCCCGUACUACGCGGCGGACAAGAGGCAGCCCGACGAUCUCGAGGGGGAGUGCGGCGUCGAGCGGUCCUUCGCGCAGGAGAUCGCCCGCGGCAUCUGCCAGGCGAGGGGCCCCGACAAGAAGCAGGGGGACCUGCCGAGCAUCCUGCAGCGGUGCGUCGCGUUUGACAGAUGGGCAAUCGUCGCGGCGCUCGCCGGUCAGAUGCCGCUCACGGCGUCCAUGGCGGCAGCGACCACAAAGGGGGCGCUGGCAGGGGCGCCAGGGGCAAGGGACCACAAAGGCGGCAGCGACCACAAAGGCGGCAGCGACCACAAGGGCAAGGCAAGGGGCGCCGGCAGGGACCACAAAGGCGGCAGCGACCACAGCGCCAAGGGCGGCAGCGACCACAAGGGCAAGGCAAGGGGCGCCGGCAGGGACCACAAAGGCGGCAGCGACCACAGCGCCAAGGGCGGCAAGGCCAAGGGCUACGGCAAAGAGCACAAGGGCAAGCCCGCGAACGACUCUCACCGCUGGCAGGGGCAUUACUCGUCCGGGAGUGCCGCCAGCGGGGCGCAGGCGCCGUCAGCCGCGGAGCCAGUGAGGGUCCAGUCAGGUGCAGUUCUCCCCGACGCAUCCUGCGCUGAUCUGAGUUGCUCCCAGUCGGCAUUCGACGCUGCCAGCGCGCAAGCUCUGCGCGGCGAAUUAGCGCCCGAUGAGGUCGAGGCGCUGCGUUUCACGCGUGAGGCGCUCGGCCGCCGCGACGCGCAGCCGAAGCGCACGGACGCGCAGUGCGAGUGCAUGGAAGCGUUGCGGUGGAGCGCCGCGCGUAGCCUACGCCAGUGCAUCAAAGAACGCGAGGAGCGCGUUCGGCGCAUCGAAGCCCGGGCGGCGCACUUCGAGGCGUCCGGGGAGGCCGAGGCCGCGAGAAAGGCUGCGCCACCGGAAUUCAGGCCCGACAUCUCCGCGGCCGAGCUUGCCGCUGCUUGGGGCGAAACAAUUCGUCUGGUGCCCAGGUUUGGGGUCUCACAACCGAAGCCCGACGGGUCGCUGAAAGUGCGCCCGGUGGAUGACUUCACGCGCUCCAGGGUGAGCGGCGCGUGCGCUCCCGCCGAGAAAUUAAGCGUAGAGGGCGCGGACCAGCUGGUAGCGGUCGCGCGCGCCUUCUUCGAGUUGCGCGGCGCACUUCCCGAGCUGUGGAAAGCGGACAUAGAUUCCGCUUGCCGCCGCAUCCCGUUGGCCCCCGCCGAUAGGUGGGCCGCUGUCAGUGUUUUCAAGGAGGGCGGCCGCCUGUGGUGCUCGCAGCACCUGGUCUGCCCGUUCGGCGCGCUAGCAUCUUGCCACGACUGGGACCGCGUGGCCGCCAUGCUCUCGCACUUCGCAAGGCGGCUCGCCAAGCUGCCAGUUUCGCGAUACGUAGACGAUUAUUUUGCGCCGGAUCGCCCCGGCGCGGCCGACCACGCCAUGCGGUGCUUCGCUCGCAUCGUCAGAGCCGCGCUCGGCAGCGACGCAGUAGCCGACGCGAAGCUGGCGCACGGGGCCCAGCUGGUCGUGUUGGGGCUGCUCUUCUCUUUCUGUGCGCAGGGCGUACACUGCGAGCCAGCGUGCGACAAGCGGCUCAAGUGGUCGUCCGCCAUCCG